CAGAGUUUAACGGAACCACAGAACUCUACCAUGUAACGCGACAUGACAUCCCAAGAUGCCCCGUGACCUCCGUGCUGAGGGUGGCCCGGUGGGCAGUGCUGCACUGGGCUUGGACGACAUCACCACGCGUCUCGCCUAGAUACUAAUGUUGUUCACCAGCAUUUCCUGCUCUUCUCAGCGGGAUUCAUUUCUCUUCCUCACAAUCAAACAACACUGUGAAACAUGGAGUUCAAGAACUUGGCUCUUCGGCCAGCUGCUGCGGCAGACGCAUACGACAGUGAUAUGGACAGCGAAUGGGUUCAAACACCGCCAGAAGACGCAUUCACAGACGAAGACGAGAUUCAAAUAGACUCGACAGGGGAUCUUCUGUUGCACGUUGGAUCCGACGCGUCUACUGGCAGCACCAAAUCGUUUCGCGUCUGUUCAAACACAUUACGACGAGCAUCGCCAUUCUGGAGGCGCACACUCAUUGAGACAUCGUCAGAAACUCAUCCGGCCGAGGAGUGGUGCGGAUGGACUCCAUCGCUAUAUGCUUGCCAGCAUGACAAGUCAGACGGAUUGAUGAUCCUGCUCAACAUGAUCCAUGCAAGAUUCUCACUCGUACCGAAGGAUCCCAGCCUCACGGAGAUUUACCACACUCUUUGUCUGGCAAGCUUGUAUGAGAUGGAGCAUGUCUUUCAACCAUGGAUUGCGCAGUGGUACGGUAUGAUGAAGACCUCUGAGAGCACCAGAGACGACCGGGAUCUGGCGAUGCUGUCGUGCAUUGCUUGGGCAUUGGGUGAUGAGAGACUGUUUGCGAGGACCAUCAUCAGAAUUAGCCUUACCUGCAUCAUAGAUGAUCAAGGACACAUAGUCACUCCGGACGGAAUACGCCUAGAAGACUAUUUUUAUGACUCUCUCGGCUCGCCGUCCAUACCUGAAACCAUUCGUACCUUACGCAGUCAACUCGCUGCAGAGCUACCUUCACAUCUUAAUGGUGUUAUCGACAGAUUGAUAGACGGAAAAUGGCUUUGCGCUGGAAUUUCCGGGAUUCCCGUGACCCGGAACAAAAAGUGCGACUACGUUGUGCUCGGAAGCGUGCUUGCUGGUCUCGUCUAUGUUCGAGGGACGAGAGCGACGGAAGUAACAAUCAGAGCCGACGAGAGCAUCGUGGACUUACUCAAGUCUCUCAAGAGGGUGUUGUCAUACGUGACUUGUUAUGAGAAGCACCCAGAAUGCAAUCCCGCAGAGCAAAUUUCGGAAGCUAUGAAGAAGACGAUCGACGGAAUGAACAUACCUUUAAGUUCAGAUUGCGUCCAACGAAUGAGAGAGCAGCGCCAAAAGACCGGGUGGCAAGAUUGAAUACCUAAGCUGAUAAUAGCAUUGGAGAUUUUGAUUGGCAUUUGUAGAACCGGCUAUCUUCACUUGGCCGCGGGAAUGAGAGCAGCAUCAAAAGUUGAGCUUUUAUUGUAGAAUUAGCUCCUUAGCAAUACUGUCUUAGUGUACCAAGCAUCUGGAAGGAUUUGAGUGACAUUCACGAAAUUCUAUUGAGCAGUCUGCAACUUUCAGACCAUUCUUGUAUGUGUG
This is a messenger RNA of Colletotrichum acutatum, 1566 nucleotides long. RefSeq lists its product as uncharacterized. The transcript is spliced from 2 exons. Bases 223 to 1341 code for a protein of 372 amino acids. NCBI's taxonomy places the organism in Eukaryota, Fungi, Ascomycota, Sordariomycetes, Glomerellales, Glomerellaceae. The record is from RefSeq and is a predicted model, not a curated record.